Messenger RNA from Cryptosporidium ubiquitum, 1428 nucleotides. RefSeq names its product centrin like EF hand domain-containing protein. NCBI's taxonomy places the organism in Eukaryota, Apicomplexa, Conoidasida, Eucoccidiorida, Cryptosporidiidae. The transcript has a single exon. The coding region runs from base 1 to 1428 and encodes 475 amino acids. The record is from RefSeq and is a predicted model, not a curated record.
AUGGAAAUCCAAUUUUCUUACUUGAAUGAUUUUUUACUUGGGAAGAAGCUGAUUCCCGGAAAUUGGGGUAUUGUUUUAAAAGGUAUAGAAAAGGAUUUAGAUAAUUUGGUGAAGGAUAAUAUUGAUAACAAUGAUCAAUUAGCAGAAGAAGUAAGAGUUUAUUUAAACAAUAGUAAAAAUGAUGAUAAGAAUUACAAGUUUCUGAUUAAGCUUAUAGAAUUUUUGAUUUCCUCCAAAGAGGGUGAGAUGAAGACAUUUUUUGGUAAUUAUAAAUCUACAUUAAUUAAUGAAUUAUUGAGUAUAAAAAAACGAUAUCAAGAUAAAAAUUUACAUUUACCCGAAGCAAUAAAAGAAGCUAAUUAUAUGUUAAAGUUCGGAUUAAACCAUUUAGAAAAGGAACAAAGAGAAAUAGUUUCAAAAAUAAAAAAUACAAAAAAGAAAAUACUGGAAUUAAAUGCUACAAAAGAUGGGAAUAUAGAAUUAUUUAAUAGUAAAUUAUCAAGUUUUGGAUUUGAAAAUAUUAAUGAAUAUAGAGUUGGAUUUGAUACCGGUUAUUUUCCAAGGGACAAAAUUACAGAUGGAAUACGAAAUUAUUAUGAUUUGAAGCUUAAAAAAUUCUCAAAUGAACUAUUUGAAGAAAUUAAUAAAUUAUUAGAAAAUAAUGAUUUAUUUAAUUUAUAUUUGGAGUUAAUUAAAGAAGCAAAUACUAAUUUAGUUGGUAAUGAUAAGUAUAUUUUAGAACAUAUUAUAGAUUUCCCAACUUUAAAUAUGUUGAAUGGAAAUCAAGAAAAAAAUGAUGAAAAGAUUGAUUUCACUGAUAGGGGAAAAGAAAAUGAAUAUUCUAUAGAAAUAAUAGAUAAUUCAGAUAUUAAUUUAGUAGAUGAUGAAAAUUAUAAAGAUUUUGAAAUUGUUCAAGAAGAAGAACCACCAAUUCAAAUUCAAAUAUUUGAGAAUCGCCAGCUCUUCGGAAAAUUACUAAUGGAACUUUAUGAAAUUGAAUCAUUCCUUAAGAGGUAUUUAAUUGAAAAUUUUGGUACUGAAUGGAAGAUCAAACUAAAAGUAAAUUUGGAGGCAAACAUUGAUAUAAAAAAUAAAACAAUAAUAGACUAUUACAAUUUGGUGAGUAAAAUAAUAGGAAAAUUAACCGAAUCUGAAAACUAUGAAAUAAUUACAUUUAGAAGGAAUAAAUAUGUUGUUAUUGAGAAAAAAAUUGAAAUAAUUUUUGCAGUCUUUAACAAUAUAAUAAAUCAACAAAAUUUGAUCGAGAAUAUGGAAGGUAAGAUCAAACAAUAUUAUCAGGAUCUGAGUGAAUCUCAACAAAAGUAUACACAAUCUACACAAAAACUGAGGGAAAACAUAAUUUUCCUACAAGAGGAGUUAAAGAAUAUUUUAAAUAAAGAAUAUAUAAUUAAGGGAGUAAACAAAUAA